AUGAUCAUAAUGAGGACCAGGGCGGCCCUGGAUUGGAUGCCGCAGAGGCCGGCGAUCGCCGAACAGGGUUUUCAAUUCCUGUCGGACGUGUCUCCGAGGCCGCGGAACAUUGUCCACAGCCAUAGAGAGGACGCAAGCCAAAAGGAUGAUGCCAAAGAGGGGUGCUCGACCUCCGGAUCCCAACCCGAAGCCAAGCUGACGCCCUGCAGCGCGUGUCACGAUGCCACGCGCCAAGGGCUGUCACGUUCUGACCAUCUUCAGGCAGCAAACAGGAGGGAUCGUGCGCAGUUGGAGCAACUGCAGAACCAGCUCCAAGAACUUGCAUUCAAUUCAACAGAAUCUGAGGAAUCACCACAUGCUUUGAGGGAGCACAGUUUGGAAGAUGAGGAUGCUGCGAAUGAUGGCCGAGAUGCUGCACAGGGUGCCUCGCACCCUGCAAGGGAGUCAUCAAGAAAGGUGCAUGGCAGGCCAAAGUGGGGGAUCUUGUCCAAGCUUCGGGCCUUGGUGGGCAAAGGCCAUGGCCCCUCGAGUGAUGAUGUGGUUGUGGCACAUAAGAGUCUGCCGGUGUGGGGUCAAAAGUUGGCAAAAGGCAAAGUGGAGGAACUGAACGAUGAAGUUGAAGAGCUUAUUAAAGAAGUGGGAUUUGACCCGACAAAGUACUUCAACAGGUCUCUUGGUGAUUUCGACUCACCUGCAGACUUCUACGAGGACCUGAGUGACAGAUUGGAAGGAGAUGCACAAGAUGUGGACAUCACAGAAUAUUUGGCCGACAGACUGGGAGACGAACAUCCACUGGUGGUAGAGCUGCGAAGAAGGGAGGCACUUGAGGAUGUCGAUUUAUUAGAUGAUUUCAUCAAGGACCAGUUGGGCCCAGAGAAGGCAGCAGUCGUCUACGAGAAGGUGCCAGAUGAGUUCCAUGUGCCGCUGGAGUACUACAAAGAGCUGCAGGCACGGGGGAAGGCAGGUGGCUUUGAUCUGGUUCCAGCAAUCGAGGCGAAGCUUGGAAAGGCGCAUCCGCUUCCGUUGGCACUACGUGGUGAUGCCAGCGCUGCCAGAGCCAGGUGGCCACCAUUGAAGAAGGCCCUAUUUUCCAAGCCGACAGUCUCUCCUGAUGAGGUUCGGUUAAGGUAUCAACAACUGGGGAGCAGUGACACAGGUGCUUGUACCACCAUAUUGGGUCCAUUCCCUGCACCUUUCAGGGAUGACACUAUUGCACCAUCGAAGGUGUUUAGUGCAGCAAUAUGCAGUUCUGCCACGAUGAAGGAGGAAGCAAGUGUCGCACAGCCACCCAAGGACGCAGACAUUGAGGCACCACCAGCUGCAAUGGCCUCCCAGGGGAUUAAUGCCACACUGGAUGCCAAAGAGGUUGCUCCACAUUUCAUGGGGGACUUACCAUGUGGGGCAAAGGCCCCACUGAAUGCUGCAGGGGCUGGUCCAGAUGCUGCACAGGGUACCCCGUAUGUUGCAAGGAAAUCACAAAGAGCUGCCAAGGGCUCAUCAAUGCUGGGGUGCUUGUUUAAGUGCCUCCCCACGGGCAGGUGUGGCCAGAAGCCACAGUCAAGAGUUGUGCUCAGAAAUGGCAAUUGA
This is a messenger RNA of Ostreobium quekettii, 1587 nucleotides long. The record is from the annotation of a GenBank genome assembly. Lineage: Eukaryota; Viridiplantae; Chlorophyta; Ulvophyceae; Bryopsidales; Ostreobiaceae.